This is a messenger RNA of Aphidius gifuensis, 2462 nucleotides long. Its product is annotated as E3 ubiquitin-protein ligase rnf8-like. The coding region runs from base 355 to 1758 and encodes 467 amino acids. NCBI's taxonomy places the organism in Eukaryota, Metazoa, Arthropoda, Insecta, Hymenoptera, Braconidae. The transcript is spliced from 5 exons. Gene Ontology annotation, molecular function: ubiquitin protein ligase activity; histone binding. Gene Ontology annotation, cellular component: nucleus; site of double-strand break; ubiquitin ligase complex. The record is from RefSeq and is a predicted model, not a curated record. Gene Ontology annotation, biological process: ubiquitin-dependent protein catabolic process; protein K48-linked ubiquitination; double-strand break repair.
GUAUUUAAUUUUUGUGGUAAUAAAUACAUUUACCGUAAUUUUCAUCAAGCUCCGAUUAAAUAUUUAUUUUCCAUCUUAUUUUUAUAAGGAAACUGUAAAAUUUUAAUACUGUUAAUAUAAAGGAUUAAUAAUUAAAAGUAAUUAAGAAUUUAUUACGUAUUAUUGGUGAAACCAUUUGCAAUAUUUACAUUCUAUUUACCAAUCAGCAUCUGUUGUCGUUUCACCAGAAUUUUUUUUAGGGACUCUAUGUUACUGAUUAUUUACACUGGCAAAUUGUGCAACAUUUAUGACAUGUCUUUAUAAUUUUGUUAAACAAUUUGGAUGUACAACAGUAAUUUUGUAAAACAUUGAGCAAUGGCAACUUCAUCAAAUGAAAACAUAAACAAAAGACCUCGUGAUGAUGAGACAAUUCCAGUAUUAAUUAGAUUUGGAAUUGAAAAUCGACCUGUUCAGUAUAUUUAUAUACAUAAAAAUGAGUUUAAAAUUGGUAGAGGACUUGAUAAUGAUGAAAUUAUUCAGAACACAUGUGUAUCAAGAUCUCAUUGUAUUUUUAAAAAAAUAAAUGAUAAUGAAUGGACAUUAACAAAUCUUAGUUCAUCACCAUCUGGUAUUUUAGUGAAUGAUAAAAAAAUAGAAGAACCUCGUAUAUUAAAAGCAGGUGAUGUCAUUCAACUUUUACCAACACCAGAAUUAACAUUUACUGUUAAAUUUGGUUAUAGUGAUGAGUCUGAUAGCAAAAUGAUAAAAUUAAUGUCAAAUGAAUGCUUGAUGGAUACUGUUAAACAAAAACAAGAUUCAUUUAGUGCUCAUCAAGAUAUGGAAAUUAAAAAAAUGCAAGAACAAAUUGAAUUAAAAGAACAAGCACAAAAUUUAUUAAAAUCACGUUUAAAUGAACUUAUUAAAAAUCAUGAAGAAGUACAAGGUAAAUUUGAAGAAAAAAAUGAAGAAAUAAAAAAUUUACAAAAUCAAAUACAAGCAGGAAAUAAUCAACAAAAUGAAAUAAAAACAAAUUUAACAAAUCUGUUAUUAAGAUUAGAUGAAGAAAGACAACAAUUUGAAAAAACAUUAACAGCUGAAAAAAAAAAAUGGCAAGAUGAAGUUAAUAUGACUAAACAAGAAAAAGAACAGCUUGAAAAAAAAAUGGAACAACAAAUGAAUUUAUGGAAAGAACAACAAUUAGCAGCAUUAGCUAAAGAUAAAGAUGCAUUACAAUUAAAAUUAAAUCAAACUGAAAAUGCAUUUAAAGAACAACAAGCACUUGCUGAAAAAUUACAAGUAUCAUUACAAAAUCAACAAGUUGUAAUGGAUAGUCUUGCUCCAAUAAUUUUAGUUGAUAAUGAUGGUAGUGAGCAAACAAUUGAAAUAUUAGAAACAAUAGAUUUGACAAAUGAUGAUGAUAAAAAUUUAUCUUGUAAUAAAGAAAAAAAAGAUAAGAUGACUAAAGCAAUGGAUGAACAAUUUACAUGUAGUAUUUGUUCUGAACUUUUUUAUAAAGCAACAACAGUCAAUUGUUCACAUACAUUUUGUCAAUAUUGUAUUAAUGAAUGGAGAAAACGUAGUCGUGAAUGUCCAAUAUGUCGUACAAUUGUAACAUCAAUGAACAGAGCACUUGUACUUGAUAAUUUUAUUGAUGAAGCUGUUGUUAAUUUAUCACCAGCUGAUCAAGAAAGAAGAAAUCAACUUAUCAGAGAACGUUAUAGUCCUGAAAAACCAGUUAAUUUGAAAAAUGGCAGAAUGAAAGUUGCCAAACGUCGAUAGAUACAUGGUAGUAUUACUUUUGAUAAGAAAUACCAAAACUAUUACCUCAAACGAAAGACUAUUUACUUUUAGAUACUUGUAAGUUUAUUUUUGUUAUAAAAAAUUAAUUUUUAUUCAACAAUAUUAUGGUAUAACUUAAACAACACUCAAUAAUGUUUAAAAAAAAAAAAUUUUCAUCGAAAAAACUCUCAAAGAAUCUUAUUAACCAUAAGAUUUUUAUAAUUAUAUUAUUUUUCUUUUUCUUUUUGUGUUUAAAUAAAUAAAUAAAUUUUGUUUAAAAUACAAAUUUAAUAACAUUUUUUUUUGUCUUUUAAUAAUUUUAUUAUUAUCGUCAUAUUAAAAUGUACUUUUUGUCUUUGAAAUAAUUUAUCAUCAUGUUGUCUUUAAUUAUUGACAUUAAAAAAAUUUAAUAAAAUUAAUUUUAAAAAUAAUUUAAUAUUUGUAAAUAUGAUGAUAAAAAAAAAUAUUAAUUUUUCUGUAGAAGGCUGUAUUUUUUUUUUUUUUUUUUUCAAAUAUUUAUGUUUUUUAAUAAGAUUAAAUAAUAUUUAAUCUUGAAGAUUAACAGACAUGACAAUUUCAAGCUGAGUCUACAAAAUAUUUUUUUAUAAAUUUUAUUUUCAUUAUAUUUUUGCGUUUAAAAUUAAUAAAAUUAUUGAUUUGUUUAUAUUUAUAUUUAAAAGGAAAAAAUAUAAAAUAUAUUUCAA